This is a messenger RNA of Sarcophilus harrisii (Tasmanian devil), 6362 nucleotides long. Its product is annotated as mucin-2. NCBI's taxonomy places the organism in Eukaryota, Metazoa, Chordata, Mammalia, Dasyuromorphia, Dasyuridae. The transcript is spliced from 16 exons. The record is from RefSeq and is a predicted model, not a curated record. The coding region runs from base 292 to 6153 and encodes 1953 amino acids.
UCCCGGGAAAGUGUCAUAUAGAUGGGAUUCCCCACCCACUGCCCUUUAGCCAAGGAGCUAAAGGCCCAAUACCGUAACCCACUCAGUGGAAAUGGCUAUCCUGGGUUGGUCCAGGUUCAGAUUCAGGACUGACAUAAAAUUUCAGAGAGGUCAAAGGUUUCUCACAAGAUACAUUUAUUUCCUGGUUUCUUUUCCUGGAGUGCUCACUUUUCCAGACGGUUCUGAAGGUGACAGGAUCAGACUGAAGUGCACAAGGGCUGAGAAGAAUUGAAACUAAUUGGGAAGGAGGAGAUGCUAGCCUUCUGGCUCCUGUCUCUUGUACUUCAGCUCCUAGUUUCCCAGUUUGCUUUUGCUAAGACAGGACAACAUGACAGUGGGACCAUCUGGGACUCGGGAGGGUAUGCCUUUGAUCUAAACUUUAAUGCCUCCAAGUUCCAGUGGCAGAAGGCACCCUACAAUCAUACAGAAACUAACAGGAAGGAUGAAAGAACUAAUGAAAACAGAAAAAUGAUGAUUCAACACAAAGAACAAAAUACUACCUUUAAAAGCAUUGACAGCGUUUACCAAGAUCCUGCUAUUGCUGUAACAUCACAAAGUACCAACACUUUCACUGACUCCUCAGCCACCACUCCCACUGUUCUGAGUACCAUGGAGCAUUUCACAAGGGUUAUUGGAGCCCCAAUACCUGCCAAUCUUUCCCAGGAAUCAAGAACAAUGAACUGUGUUUCUGGACCAGCAAAUGUCAAAACUUCCACUGUCUCCUCAACAACCACUUCCAGAGCGGUUACUGGAAUCCCAACAACUUCCACUCCUUCCCAAGAAGCAAAAACAAUGACCCCUUGCUCUCCUGAAACAUCAGAAAGUACCACAUCAUCCCCCCACUCCUCAAUCACCACUCCCACUGUUCGGAGUACCAUGGAGACUUCUACAGGGGUUACUGGAUCCCCACCAACUGCCACCCCUUCCCAAAAAGCAUCAACUACAACCACUUCUCCUGCAACACCAGGAAGUGUCACAACUUCCCCUGACUCCUCAACCACCACUUCCACAGCGGUUACUGGAAUCCCAACAACUUCCACUCCUUCCCAAGAAGCAACAACAACGACCCCUUCCUCUCCUGAAACAUCAGAAAGUACCACAUCAUCCCCCCACUCCUCAAUCACCACUCCCACUGUUCAGAGUACCAUGGAGACUUCCACAGGGGUUACUGGAUCCCCACCAACUGCCACCCCUUCCCAAAAAGCAUCAACUACAACCACUUCUCCUGCAACACCAGGAAGUGUCACAACUUCCCCUGACUCCUCAACCACCACUUCCACAGCGGUUACUGGAAUCCCAACAACUUCCACUCCUUCCCAAGAAGCAACAACAACGACCCCUUCCUCUCCUGAAACAUCAGAAAGUACCACAUCAUCCCCCCACUCCUCAAUCACCACUCCCACUGUUCAGAGUACCAUGGAGACUUCCACAGGGGUUACUGGAUCCCCACCAACUGCCACCCCUUCCCAAAAAGCAUCAACUACAACCACUUCUCCUGCAACACCAGGAAGUGUCACAACUUCCCCUGACUCCUCAACCACCACUUCCACAGCGGUUACUGGAAUCCCAACAACUUCCACUCCUUCCCAAGAAGCAACAACAACGACCCCUUCCUCUCCUGAAACAUCAGAAAGUACCACAUCAUCCCCCCACUCCUCAAUCACCACUCCCACUGUUCAGAGUACCAUGGAGACUUCCACAGGGGUUACUGGAUCCCCACCAACUGCCACCCCUUCCCAAAAAGCAUCAACUACAACCACUUCUCCUGCAACAUCAGAAAGUGUCACAACUUCUCCUGACUCCUCAACAACCACUUCCACAAUGGUUACUGGAUCCCCAACACCUUCCACUCCUUCCCAAGAAGCACCAACAACGAACACGGCUUCUCCUACAACAUCAGAAUCUGUCACAACUUCCCCUGACUCCUCAACCACCACUUCCACAGUGAUUACUGGAUCCCCAACACCUGUCACUCCUUCCCAAGAAGCAACAGCAACGACCCCUGCUUCUCCUGCCACAUCAGAAAGUGUCACAACUUCCCCUGACUCCUCACCCACCACUCCCACUGUUCUGAGUACCACUGACACUUCCACAGUGGUUACUGGAUCCCCAACACCUGCCACUCCUUCCCAAGAAGCAACAGCAACGACCCCUGCUUCUCCUCCAACAUCUGAAAGUGUCACAACUUCCCCCGAGUCCUCACCCACCACUCCCACUGUUCUGAGUACCACGGAGACUUCCACAGUGGUUACUGGAUCCCCAACACCUGUCACCCCUUCUCAAGAAGCAACAACAAUGAACACGGCUUCUCCUACAACAUCAGAAACUGUCACAACUUCCCCUGACUCCUCAACCACCAUUUCCACAGUGAUUACUGGAUCCCCAACACCUGUCACUCCUUCCCAAGAAGCAACAGCAACGACCCCUGCUUCUCCUGCCACAUCAGAAAGUGUCACAACUUCCCCUGACUCCUCACCCACCACUCCCACUGUUCUGAGUACCACUGACACUUCCACAGUGGUUAUUGGAUCCCCAACACCUGCUACCCCUUCCCAAGAAGCAAUAGCAACGACCCCUGCUUCUCCUCCAACAUCUGAAAGUGUCACAACUUCCCCCGAGUCCUCACCCACCACUCCCAGUGUUCUGAGUACCACGGAGACUUCCACAGUGGUUACUGGAUCCCCAACACCUGUCAGCCCUUCCCAAGAAGCAACAGCAAUGACCCCUGCUUCUCCUGCCACAUCAGAAACUGUCACAACUUCCCCUACCACUCCUACUGUUCUGAGUACCACAGAGACUUCCACAGUGAUUACUGGAUCCGCAACACCUGUCACUCCUUCCCAAGAAGCAACAGCAACAACCCCUGCUUCUCCUGCCACAUCAGAAAGUGUCACAACUUCCCCUGACUCCUCACCCACCACUCCCACUGUUCUGAGUACCACUGACACUUCCACAGUGAUUACUGGAUCCCCAACACCAGUCACUCCUUCCCAAGAAGCAACAGCAACGACCCCUGCUUCUCCUCCAACAUCUGAAAGUGUCACAACUUCCCCCGACUCCUCACCCACCACUCCCACUGUUCUGAGUACCACAGAGACUUCCACAGGGGUUAUUGGAUCCCCAACACCUGUCACCCCUUCUCAAGAAGCAACAACAAUGAACACGGCUUCUCCUACAACAUCAGAAACUGUCACAACUUCCCCUGACUCCUCAACCACCAUUUCCACAGUGAUUACUGGAUCCCCAACACCUGUCACUCCUUCCCAAGAAGCAACAGCAACGAUCCCUGCUUCUCCUGCCACAUCAGAAAGUGUCACAACUUCCCCUGACUCCUCACCCACCACUCCCACUGUUCUGAGUACCACAGAGACUUCCACAGGGGUUAUUGUAUCCCCAACACCUGUCACCCCUACUUCCCCUGACUCCUCAACCACCAUUUCCACAGUGAUUACUGGAUCCCCAACACCUGUCACUCCUUCCCAAGAAGCAACAGCAACGAUCCCUGCUUCUCCUGCCACAUCAGAAAGUGUCACAACUUCCCCCGACUCCUCACCCACCACUCCCACUGUUCUGAGUACCACGGAGACUUCCACAGGGGUUACUGGAUCCCCAACACCUGUCACCCCUUCUCAAGAAGCAACAACAAUGAACACGGCUUCUCCUACAACAUCAGAAACUGUCACAACUUCCCCUGACUCCUCAACCACCAUUUCCACAGUGAUUACUGGAUCCCCAACACCUGUCACUCCUUCCCAAGAAGCAACAGCAAUGACCCCUGCUUCUCCUGCCACAUCAGAAAGUGUCACAACUUCCCCUGACUCCUCACCCACCACUCCCACUGUUCUGAGUACCACUGACACUUCCACAGUGAUUACUGGAUCCCCAACACCAGUCACUCCUUCCCAAGAAGCAACAGCAACGACCCCUGCUUCUCCUCCAACAUCUGAAAGUGUCACAACUUCCCCCGACUCCUCACCCACCACUCCCACUGUUCUGAGUACCACAGAGACUUCCACAGGGGUUAUUGGAUCCCCAACACCUGUCACCCCUUCUCAAGAAGCAACAACAAUGAACACGGCUUCUCCUACAACAUCAGAAACUGUCACAACUUCCCCUGACUCCUCAACUACCAUUUCCACAGUGAUUACUGGAUCCCCAACACCUGUCACUCCUUCCCAAGAAGCAACAGCAACGAUCCCUGCUUCUCCUGCCACAUCAGAAAGUGUCACAACUUCCCCUGACUCCUCACCCACCACUCCCACUGUUCUGAGUACCACAGAGACUUCCACAGGGGUUAUUGUAUCCCCAACACCUGUCACCCCUUCUCAAGAAGCAACAACAAUGAACACGGCUUCUCCUACAACAUCAGAAACUGUCACAACUUCCCCUGACUCCUCAACUACCAUUUCCACAGUGAUUACUGGAUCCCCAACACCUGUCACUCCUUCCCAGAAAAGUGUCACAACUUCCCCCGACUCCUCACCCACCACUCCACUGUUCUGGUACCACGGAGACUUCCACAGGAAACUGUCCCAACCCCCUGACUCCUCAACCACCAUUUCCACAGUGAUUACUGGAUCCCCAACACCUGUCACUCCUUCCCAAGAAGCAACAGCAACGACCCCUGCUUCUCCUGCCACAUCAGAAAGUGUCACAACUUCCCCCGACUCCUCACCCACCAGUCCCACUGUUCUGAGUACCACGGAGACUUCCACAGGGGUUAUUGGAUCCCCAACACCUGUCACCCCUUCUCAAGAAGCAACAACAAUGAACACGGCUUCUCCUACAACAUCAGAAACUGUCACAACUUCCCCUGACUCCUCAACCACCAUUUCCACAGUGAUUACUGGAUCCCCAACACCUGUCACCCCUUCCCAAGAAACAACAGUAACAACCACUGCUUCUCCUGCAACAUCAGAAAGUGUCACAACUGUUCCAAUCACUACCAAAUCAACCAUGAAACCAAUGGAAUGCUUCAAUGGAGGUACUUGGAAUGGAACCCUCUGCCUCUGUCCCACUGGUUAUAGUGGAAAGCAAUGCCAGGACAAGGCAAUUUUUUGCCAGAAUGGGGGCACCUGGGAUGGGAUCAAGUGCAUCUGUACCAGCAUCUUCUAUGGCCCCACGUGUGAAAUGGUUGUAGAAAACAUUCCAAUAGAGCCUCCUCCAGAAAAAGUCAAUGCUACCAUGGAAGUGAAAGUGUCUGUGACCAGUAUGGAAUAUACACAGGACUUAGAAAACUCAUCCUCGGAGGCCUAUAUGAAUUUCACUCAACUAUUCGAAAAACAGAUGGCUAUUGUUUACAAAAACAUCCCUCAGUAUGUUGGUGUGAAGAUCAAGAGUCUUUCAAAUGGCAGUAUAGUGGUGGAUCAUGAAGUGAUCCUGUCAACAGAUUUCACCCCAGAUUUCCAGUUAGAACUGAAGAAUAUCACAAAGAUAGUACAGGACACAAUUGUAAAAGUAACCCAGGAGCAAACAGGCACAGAUUGCAAUGAUGUAAUAUGUUUCAACCCUCAAAAGACAACUGUGAAAGAGCCUGUAUUGCAUUAUGAUCCUCUGAAGCAAUGCCAAAGUAAUGUUGCAGAGGAAUUUAAGGACUACUUCUACAUUGACUAUAAGGAUCAAAUACCCCACUGUAUUAACCGCUGUACGAUGGGCUUUGAAUCAUCACUGAAUUGCAACCAGGGAACGUGUCAAUUUGGGGUGAAGAAGCCUCAUUUAGGGCCUCGAUGCCUCUGUUUCAUCACAGACACACACUGGUACCAGGGAGAAACCUGUAACUUCAGCAUCAGUAAAAACCUGGUGUACGGGUUAGCAGGAGCACUAGGGAUAGUGUUGUCAAUUGGCAUAGGUAUUCUCUCUGUCUUCUUGCACCGGUCCUGGAGGAAGACCCAAAGGCAAAAGACCAAGCUGGAUCAAGUGUAUAAAUGGCAUGAAGAGGAUGGAGGACCAGCCCCUGGGAGCUUCCAGAAUAUAGGCUUUGACAUCUGUGAAGAACAAGAAGAUUCCCUUAACAUGGAUUCCAUUUAUAGUAAUUUCCAGCCCUCUUUGGGUCACAUUGACCCUGAAAAGAAGAUCCAGAUCCAAAGGCCACAGGUGGUGAUGACUUCAGUAUGAGGCAACAACUUGUCAGAAAAGGGAACAAAACUCACAGUGGAAAAAUACCUGUAGUUCAACCCUGCAUACAAUUGGCAUCAAUUAACUACAAUAUUAAAGAAAGCAGAAAUGAGUGAAGGAACAAAGACUUGGGCUUUGUUUAUGUGAGAUUAUGCCUGUAAAUUGCUUUGUAAACCAUUUAAAUGUUAUACAAACUUGAUAUAUUAUUA